AUGUCUCAUGUAGAAAAACCAAUGAAGAUAUCAAAGCAGCUAAGGUUACGAGCCCAAGAAUUCCUGGCUAAUAGGAAAAAUAGCGAUAUUUUGCAUGAAAUUGUGCAAAAUUUUUCUUCUGGAUCGGAUCAACAAUCAUGUUUACUAACUUUGGAACUAGUAUUUUCGACUCUUCUAAAGGAUAGGGAGAUGUUUGUGGAAAUUGUACCUCUGAAGCCCAUGACAGAUACCCAAGAGAACCGGUAUAAACAAUGGUUGCGGAAUAUUUAUGAAGAUGUGUUUGUUAAAAUUUUAGCUACAAUGGAAAAUGGCUCCCAUAAACUACAAGUACAAGGUUUAUCAACAGCCAUGAAUUUGCUGUCUUGUGAAGGAAGAUUCCCAUUAGAAACAAAAGAUUCCUUUGACAACUAUGUACCACUGCACAAAUUAAAACAGAUCUUAAUGAAAAUUCUUUCAAACAAACAAAAUAAUGCACAUCUGAUUAAUAAAUAUACAGAAUAUCUGUUGUUUGAUGAUAUUUUAUUCUUUACUUGGAAGAUAUUCCCAUCUUUAACUGCCAAAUCAAAACCUAAUGAGGUGUAUAUCAUGAACUAUUUACUGUUGCUUGAAAAACUGCAAGUUCACCAAAACUUGGAAACAAAAAUUUUAUGUGGAGAAGAAAAUGUUAUGUUCUUCACAUUUGAUGAAUCAGUUCCUAUAAAAAGUUUGAAUAAAAUUUGGCAUUGUGUCAUGCAAUGGGAUCAUACACCACCAACACACAAGCAGAUGCUGAUAGUAUUAUUAGAGAGAGUUUUGACUCACUUGGAGAGACCUUUACUGCUCACUGAUUUCUUGAUGGAUUCUUUGGAUGUAGGAGGUCCUAUCAGUCUUUUAGCUCUACAAGGCAUAUUUACCAUGAUUCAGGUACACAACUUAGACUAUCCAAACAUCUUUAUCAAGCUCUACUCAAUGUUUGAACCAGAAAUAUUUCAUACUAAAUACAAAGCUCGUCUAUUCUACUUAUCAGAUCUGUUCCUCAGCUCCACUCAUCUCCCUGAGAACCUGGUUGCAGCUUUUAUCAAAAGAAUGGCUCGUUUGGCUUUAAUAGCCCCUUCAGAGGACAUCAUUAUUAUAUGCCAUUUCAUAGGAAACCUAAUUCUGAGACAUCCAGGCCUUAAGUGUCUGCUGAACAACACAGAGCACAUAACAGCCAAUACUGACCCAUACAUCAUGGAUGAAAGAGACCCUGUCAAAUCAAACGCCAUCAUCAGUUCUCUAUGGGAGAUACAGUCACUACAAAGCCAUGUAGUACCAAGUGUUUCUUCUGCUGCCAAAUUCAUCAACACACCCCUACCUUCGGUAGAAUGGGAUUUGAGUAAAGACUUAGAUAAAACAGGUGAAGAUAUGUUUGAUAGAGAAGUUAAAAAGUUUAGUAAGUUGAUAGUUUUGCAAUUUGAAAAGCCCAAUGGGGCAUCUAUUGGGAAGGGUGAGCGUCUUCUUCAAUUCUGGAAUUUGUAAUUUGUGGGUGGAUAUGUUUGGAUUUAAUAUUUCCAAUUAAAUGAUGAUGGGAAGGGAAAAAGAUGUGAAUAGAUUUUUAUAUUUUAGAGUAACUCGAAUUAGGGGGGUUUUAUAUUGUUCUUAAUAGAAUAAAAUGCUUUUUUAGUAAGUAGGGUCCAUUUUUGUAUACUCUCAUAGAAAAUGAACUACAUAAUAUAUAAAUUUUACCACAUGUAUUGAAGUUUUAAGGUAAAUGUGGG
Messenger RNA from Diabrotica balteata, 1736 nucleotides. The record is from the annotation of a GenBank genome assembly. Lineage: Eukaryota; Metazoa; Arthropoda; Insecta; Coleoptera; Chrysomelidae.